Molecule: messenger RNA, 2887 nt
Organism: Styela clava
Lineage: Eukaryota; Metazoa; Chordata; Ascidiacea; Stolidobranchia; Styelidae
Molecular function (GO): DNA binding
Source: RefSeq, a predicted model, not a curated record
UUUUUUUGCAUUCUCCUCUAGUAUAAAUCUAGAGCGUUUUUAUCAAAAUUUUAAUGAUGGAGAUUGCAUUGGGAGCCACAUACUCAAGUUACGAAGAAUUUGAAUCUGCUUAUUAUAAGUUUAUAAAUAAAAACAAUUUGGAUUUCAAAGUACAUCAAAGUAAGUCACUAAAGAACUCAUCGUUGUCAUAUUCUGCGGAAGUUUUGGAGCUUAUGAAGCCAUUGCGAUACCAACAUAUCGUCUAUACAUGCUCUAUGCGUGGAUAUGAUAAACGGCCAGGAUUCUUACAGGCUUGUGGUGCUGUGGUUGAUCUACGAUUGGAUAAACACCUAAAAAAAUUGAAAGUGGUAAAAUUGUGCCUUGAACAUGACGAUUCCUGUUGCCAAGUACAGUAUUGGAAACGUCGUCAAAAUAAGUCUCUAAACGAUGAAAAACUUCAAAGUGAUGUCCAAAUUAUUGACAUACGAACAGAUAGAACCAGGACAACUCCUCGGAGGAAAACUUUUGGUUUCAAUCCAAAAUACACAGACGAUAUUUUACAUGAUAAUCAGAAAACUAUAAAGAGAAGUUCCUCUUCUGAUAAUGGUCCAAAUCAAAAGUUUCCAAAAAAUGAAAGCGCCAGCAAUGACUCAACUAAUCUGGAGGAAUAUAUAAUCGAAGAGGGAGACUGUAAUAUAUCUGAUUUUUCUGAAAACGAUGAAUUUCCUUCAUUAGUGUUCCGAUCAAGUCGACAAGUUCAAUCGGAUAUAAUUUCCACCCACACCAGACAAAAUAAUGAUUUUAUCCAACAUAGCUCGCAUCAGACUGAUAGUCCGGAGAUUACAAAAGUCAGAGGACAUACAAAUAACACAAUAGCGACAUCUAAUGGUUCUCAUUCACAAAAUUUUUCUCCGAUUGUUAAAUCUGAUGUAUCAGAUUCCGCUGAUUCAUUGUUUUUUUCCUCCUUAUGUGCUGAAGUUCAAAAACUCCCUUAUCGUGCUAAAAGUGUUUUAAAACUCAAACUUCUGCAAAUGGUGAAUGAAACAAUCUUAGAACAUGAAGAAUCUUGAAUUGGGUGGAGAUUGGAAGGAUUGAAUUUUCAUGUUCACCCUGGAGAAAGGAAAGGGUUAAGAUGGCUUAAUCCCAUGUUAAACCAUGGUUAAAGGAAUCAAGUCACUGAAUGGCAGCCUAUUAUGCAAAGAUUGAGAGGAAGCGUGGAGCACUAUUGUUGAUUAGCCAAUAAGACGGCUUAAUCAUACAGCGAAUCAUGAUGAAAGAACUCCAAUGCUCUGAACAGCACGCUCUGUUGCUUCACCGCAGUGCUGUAGAUCUAGAGGAAAUUUACAAUUGACCCUGGCUCUGGCUCAAAACAAAUUUUGGUUGGAAAUGUAAAAAAAGCAUUUUUCUGUAUUACUGCUUCUGUAUGAGCUUGAAAUGCAUUUUAUACCCUCAAUAUGCUCGUAAACCCAUGUUUUCCAGUCUGCAGGCCGACCCGCUAACUGUUACAGUCGAACUUGGCAAUUAUAAAUUUCAGAGCCUUCGUUUGUGAUGUCAUGUUGUAAAAUAUUUAGACUCCAGUUCCAUACUGAGAAAAUCAAAAGUUGAUAUCAAAACUGUGCCACAUGCAAGCCUUUUUUAAUGGACUGUUGGUAAAAGUAAUGCUUCUUGAGUUCUGUCGUAUUUUAGCAAUAUUGCAAAUCUGACUCCUGUGAAAAACAUUCAAAAAUCAGCCCCGCAUCCUAGGUUCACAGAUUACAAUUCCAUUAUGAAGUAUUACUGAACUCUUGCUGUGGAAGUUUGUUUACUGCAAUUGCUGUUCAGUUUUGACUAAAAAAUGCUAUUUCACCGUAAAUGAACUCAUUAAAAGCACUAGAGAAUUUCAACACGUUUCACACUGAUCAUAGUUCAAGUCAGUGAUUCCGAACCAGGGGCCCACAGAGCAGUUAAAAGGGGCCACAAUGCUAGGGGUGCAAAAUUGACUCUACAGGAAAACUAUCCGUUCUUCCUAGUUUUAUUGCUUGAUAAGGUUAUUCCACAUGUUGUUUUCACUUUGUUGAGAAUGAAUUGUUUGAACAAUAAUAUGAUUUGGAAUCUACCAAUCAAAAUAAAACACUAUAAAUACCACUGGAAUGAUAAACAGGGCUAUGAGUGCUAAAAGCUUCCAGAAGGGGCCACUGCUCCAAGUAAUAAGUUUUGAAUUUUCCUAAAUCAAUGUUUAAGGACACUUUUGUAUAGGUUAUCUAUCUUUUUCAAUCAGAGUUAGAAUGACCAGAAAAGCAAAAGUUUCAACUGCUAAUGAUAUUUCCACACUUUGUGUAUUAAACUGUCAUUUCUCCUUGAGCUGUUGUUUCUCUUUGUACACUUCAAAUAUUUCCAAAGUCUUGCGAAAAUCGUUUUACUUCCAACAUUAUAAAAGAGAGAAUAUUAUUUAAACACUAUUUAUCUCAACAUUCUGCAUUAUCACUGAUUAAGUUUUCAAUGUUUUGUAAUUUGUAUUUCAUUCAUAUGAAGAACCACAGCCUCUCGUCCGGUUACCAGUCUAUGUCGGGUAUGAGACUAGUUUGUUAGUUAUUUGUUUCAGAUUCUGUCAAUUUUUGAGGCGCACUUAGCAAAGAUUGGAAACCACUGCCUUAGUUAAAUAGACAAUUUUAGGAAAUUGUCAAGUGCCCCUGUUUACUUAUGACCGAGUCUUGUUACCCCCUUUUUGCUUCAAAUUUUAUCAUGAUAAUUUAUUUUAAUAUUAUUUUUAGUAUUUCAAUAUUUUAUUUGUAUCUCGGAACGCUCAUUGGUUAGGUUGCAGAAACACGGCAUUACAUAUAAAUGUUGCUGCUGCUUCAAAUUUGGAAUAACUGAGCAUUACUUGAGACUAACAUGCAACAAGUCAGAGAGUGCAAGAUGCACCCCAUGA